CUUUCGGCUGAGGUUCCUCACGUUCCAAAUGAUGUCUUGGAGGAGAUCUUCUUGCACGGUAUGAAGUGUAGUUUGCGAGAACAGGUGGUGAGGUUGAGGCCAGUAGGCAUGGAUGAGAUUGUGGAUAUGGCGAAAAUCAUAGAAGAGCAGGAGAACGAGCGCAAUGCCUACCAGUCUAGGUCCUUCCAAAGGACUAGUUCUGCGCCGGGACUAAACUCGAAUCACAGGAGCUAUCAGUCUAACUCUAGCUCAAUGAGACAUGGUGAGAACACACCUGCAAGGAAGUCGAGCGAUUCUCCGAGAGAUAACAAGAGCAAUGAACAAAGGAGAACGGUUCAGAACCCUUGUAGACACUGCGGUGAAAGGUUUUUCGCGGGACACCGUUGUAAAGCUUUUCAACGUUUUAAGAAGUUAGAACUGGAGGAUGGAGAAGACAAAGACGAAGAAGAGUUGAGUGAGGAAGAAGGGUCUGAGGAACAGAAUGGUACCCCAGAGCAGGAACUACAUGUGUUGUCAUUGAAUUCUAUGGUGGGAAUAACAUCAAAGAAGACGAUGAAAAUGAAGGGAAUGAUUGGCAAGCGGGAAGUGAUAGUUCUCAUUGAUUCUGGCGCCACCUGCAAUUUCAUUGCAAAGCAGUUGGUGGAAGAAAUGAAAUUAGCUGUGACCGAGACCGUUGGGUUUGGAGUAGCAGUGGGCAAUGGAGAGGUCAUUGCGGGUUCUGGAAAGUGUGAAGGCAUUGAAGUUGAGAUACAAGGAGUGAAAAUCAAAGAGGAGUUCUUGAAGUUUGAGUUAGGGACAAUUGAUUUGGUGCUGGGGUACUCGUGGCUGGCUAAGUUGGGAGAAACCCGCAUCAAUUGGGGUCUACACAUACUACGUUUCCAAGUAGAGGAGAAGUGGGUUUCAAUCUGUAGUGAUCCCGAGUUGUUGAUCGCACAGGUGUCGUUGAACGCAAUGGAGAAACUUUGCGACAAGGAGGAUGUGGUUUAUCUGCUAGAAUUACAGACGUUGUUUGAGAGUAGUGAGAAGAAGAAGGAAAAGAGUCCAAGUGUGGCGGUGAGUUCGCUUCUGAAGAAGUUUGCAGGGGUGUUUCAAAUGCCAAAGGGGUUACCCCCCAAACGCACUAGAGAGCACGCGAUUACUCUGCAAGAGGGAACUUCACCCAUCAACGCAAGACCUUAUCGUUACUCACAUACGCAAAAGAACGAGAUAGAGAAGCUGGUGAGAGAAAUGUUACAGGCAGGGAUCAUUAAGCCGAGCAUAAGUCCGUUUUCGAGUCCCGUUUUGCUGGUUAAAAAAAGGAUGGAGGAAUGCGUUUCUGUGUGGACUACCGGGCAGUGAUAGGUCCCCGAUACCCGUGAUCGAAGAGUUAUUAGAUGAGUUGGCAGGCGCAAC
Molecule: messenger RNA, 1392 nt
Organism: Brassica rapa (field mustard)
Lineage: Eukaryota; Viridiplantae; Streptophyta; Magnoliopsida; Brassicales; Brassicaceae
Source: RefSeq, a predicted model, not a curated record